AUGGCCGUCGCGCCAGUAGCCCCAGCUUCGGCAGCAACUAACACGGUUGACGAGAAAGCCGUCAUUCCUUCCACAGUCGAGAUUCCGAAUCCUGAGGGUCGCCCAUCAUGUUUUAAAUCAACGACACAAGAAGUGCUCUUUGUUCUCACGGCCACCAUGGCCAUAGCAAUGGGCGCGUUCCUGAGCGGGGCUGUCGCUGUUAUCUCUGCUUCUGUAGGAGCGGACCUAGGAAUGACUACAGCAGAGAUCACCUGGAUAAGCUCAGCAAGCACAUUGGCUGGUGGUGCUUUCUUACUGUUGUUCGGCAGACUCGCUGACUGCUUUGGACGAAAGUCAAUGUUUGUUGGCUCGCUCUUCUUCUUUGCCGUCUUCGCCUUGGCUGCGGGCUUUUCCCAAACACCAAUUACAUUGGAUGUACUCAACGGGAUGAUGGGGUUGAUGACGGCAGCCUCUAUUCCUCCUGCACAAGGACUUCUGGGCACUAUCUACGAGCAACCUUCGAAGCGCAAGAACGCAGCUUUUGCGUGCUUCUCUGCUGGCAAUCCUUUGGGCUUUGUGUUUGGAACCAUCUUCUCUGGAAUUGCUAGCGACAUUUUCAACUGGCGAGCGAGUUUCUUCCUCCUGGCUAUCAUAUACCUGGUGUUCAGCAUCUUGGCUGUCUUUACAGUGCCCAAGGACACAACACCAAAGGAACCGUUCAACUGGGAAACGUUCCAGAAACUUGAUCCCAUUGGUGUCGUCUUGACUAUUGCUGGAGUGGGCAUGUUUUGCGCUGCGCUAUCUUCAGGAGACACGGCAUCUCAUGGCUGGAAAACAAAUUACAUCAUUGCCUUGCUGGUCAUUGGCGCCUUACUCAUGAUCGCCUUUGUCUUCUGGGAGAACUACUAUCCACACCCUUUGGUUCCAAUGUCCAUCUGGCUGGAUAGGAACUUCUCGCUGGUCAUUAUUGUCUUGCUGCUUGGCUCAAUGUCCUUCGCCGUCGCUGAAUUCUUCCUGUCUCUAUAUAUGCAGGAAGUCUGGAAAUGGUCGCCGCUUAUCACUGCAGUGCAUCUACUCCCUAUGGCCAUCAUGGGCAUCAUCGUCAACAUAAUCGCUGCUUUUAUCAUGCAUAAAGUUAGCAACAAGGUGCUCAUGCUCACCGGCUGCUUCGGAUUCAUCCUUUCCUUCACUCUCAUCGCCGUUAACACAAUCCACUCUUCUUACUGGGCCUUUUGCUUUCCGUCUUUCCUACUUGCAGUCGUGGGCGCAGACUUGGAGUUCAACGUCGCCAACCUGUACGUGGCGAGUUCGAUGCCAAAGCAUCAACAAUCGAUCGCUGGCAGUAUCGUUCAGACCAUUACCAAGCUUUGUCAAUCUGUAGGCUUCGGUAUCGGGACUGCGGUAUUUAAUGCAGUGGGAAGAAGUGCAAAGACUGGAGGGUACUGGGAUAAGGAGACGAAACCUUAUUCUGCCGUCUUUUGGUUUGCGACUGCGGCGAGUGGGAUCAGUGUUUUGUUUGCGGUCUUCUUGACUAUUGGGACGCAAGGAGGUAAAGAGAAGGAAGUUGAGGAUGGUGGGGAUGAUAGGGACGAGAGGAGUGCAGAGGUGCAGAGAUAG
Molecule: messenger RNA, 1596 nt
Organism: Aureobasidium namibiae CBS 147.97
Lineage: Eukaryota; Fungi; Ascomycota; Dothideomycetes; Dothideales; Saccotheciaceae
Product: aminotriazole resistance protein
Exons: 1
Coding region: 1-1596 (531 amino acids)
Biological process (GO): transmembrane transport
Cellular component (GO): membrane
Molecular function (GO): transmembrane transporter activity
Source: RefSeq, a predicted model, not a curated record